ACACUGCAUAUGCAUUUCCUGUAGUUUUCUAGUCAAACGUUUUAACCGGCUAUUCGUACCCAUUCGCUAUUCAGUAACGAUCAACGAUGUUGGCUCCAGCGUUGUCAAUUCUUAUUCUAUUCCUUUCUUCAGUCUGUGGGACUGGCCUAGAGUCUAUCCCCUUUAGGUUUUACGAAGAGCUCGGCAAUGGAAACGGCACGUCCGUGCAAUGUGGCAACGACGUCAAAUCCUUAUUAGAUGGAUUGAAAAAUCUGGACAGAUGGGCUUUAGAAAUGGCCGAUUCGACAGCGAAAAUACCAUCAGGAAUACUGAGGGGAAACCUUAACCAGUUCGGAGACUUUGACGAGUGUUUAGGUGUCAACGGCAAUAAUUUAAUCGGGCAAUACUGUCUGGUUGCCAUUCAACUGAAACAGAAUCCAUUCGAUAACGAUAUUCACGCUUAUCAUCAAGUGAAAAACAAUUUGACCGAUCUUGGCCACCGUUUACCGAAAUUCUCUACAAUCUAUUGGGGCGUAUGCGUGCCGUCUUCUUGCAAACCCAGCGACAUCGCCUCUGCGGUGGAAGCAGCAACUUUUGGAGUGCAUGAUUUGGAAGUGCUCGUCGAAAAUGACAUGUGCCGGGUGAAGCGAACAGAAUCCAAACCGUCGAAUCAAUUCGAUUGGGUGAGAUCCGUGCUGGCAUUUCUCAUCAUGAUAUCGUUCAUGGUGGGUCAAGGAGCGCUGACCUGUUCUGAAGAAAUUGAUCCCGAUUUGGAGCGAAGGGCUCAUUUGGCAUUGAGAAUAGCGCGAGUCGUGAGGAACUCGUUUUCACCUCUUAAAAACUUGAGAGCUCUCAUUACUCCUCCGUCCAAGAAUAGUUUCAAGAGCUUAGAUGGCGUCAGAGCUCUCAACAUGAUAGCCCUGCUAAUUUGCCAUAUGUUUAUGGCUAAAAUGUUUUUGCCUUAUCUGAACAAAACUGAAAUGUCCAAGAACAUGUCGAAACCUUGGUUAAUCAUUGGCAGGAUAGCCUAUCUUUACACCGACUCCUUUUUAAUUAUAAGUGGCUUAUUGGCGGCUAAUACUCUAUGUCGGUCGUCUCCAAUAAAGAGUAUUAUUUCGCGUUAUGUGCGACUGACUGCAACUUUAGGAAUUGUAAUGCUGAUUUGCUCAAAAUAUUUACCAGACAUGAAUGACGGUCCUAUGUGGAACAUGGUCGUUACAAGGCAUGCAGAAUUGUGUUACAAAAGCUGGUGGAGGAAUCUACUGUACAUUCAAAAUUGGUUUGGAUUUGAAAAUAUGUGUCUGACGCACACUCAUCAGUUGGCUAUAGAUUUUCAACUGUAUCUGCUGGCAAUCCCACUGGUGUACUUAUUACGCAAAAGCAAAACUGUGGCUACGGCUAUUAUUGCAAGUUGUAUGGCGCUGUCGACAAUACUGCGUUACCAGGCUGUCAAAACCAACAACUUGGCCACGGUCGUAUACUUUGGAUCUAACGUUUCACAAUUGAACCGAACGUUCGACUUGACCUACACUUUGCCCACUCACCGCGCCACCGUAUACUUGAUGGGUUUGCUGGUCGGUUACUGGAUGCAUCAACGGGGCCGGCUUAAUCUCAACAAAUCGCAAGUGCGUACGGCGUGGCUGGUGGCAAUCGCCUGUGGUAUGUUGGCCGCUUUUGGGCCAUACCGAUUGACUGAUAAGGAUUACUUGUAUAACUCAACGCACUUGGCUCUGUUUAACGCGGCCGCUCCGAUACUGUGGUCCGUUUUCGUUCUAUGGACAAUUGUAGCGACUGAUAACAAAUCUGCCGGUUGGUUCGGUGCUCUACUCUGUUGGAGACCGUUCGUGACGUUAUCAAAAAUUUCCUACGCUGUCUACUUGAUUCAAUAUCCGGUGUUCUUUUAUUUUGUCGGUUCUGCGAGAGGUGCUUCGUUGAACAGCAUCACAGCGAUGUUCGACGUGGGACAGAUGCUGUUGGUGGGAGCUUUAUCUGUUGUGUUAACGUUAGCGGUGGACAUGCCGUUUCAAAAAAUUGGUAAAUACGUGUCGGACGGACAUUACGAAAAAAUCAAAUUGUACUGAUAGUAAUUUAUUACUGAUAGUUAUUUACGACCAUUUAAUUUAUUAUUGUAAUUCAAAUACCAUAUUCAUGCAUAAACAGUUAUUUAAGUCAA
Molecule: messenger RNA, 2152 nt
Organism: Adelges cooleyi (spruce gall adelgid)
Lineage: Eukaryota; Metazoa; Arthropoda; Insecta; Hemiptera; Adelgidae
Product: nose resistant to fluoxetine protein 6-like
Exons: 11
Coding region: 87-2060 (657 amino acids)
Molecular function (GO): acyltransferase activity, transferring groups other than amino-acyl groups
Source: RefSeq, a predicted model, not a curated record